AUGGGCCCCUAUGUACCCCCAGGUCAAUCGCCACCAUUCGAAGUAGUUGAUGACUUUCACCAUGGGGCGUGGAUAAUAAUAACAGCCGCCUUAGGGCUGGUGGUUUCUCUCGUCUGUUGCUUAAUUCGACUAUAUGUGCGUUUACUGCUGAUGCCGCCACUCGCACGAGAUGAUAUUGUUCUUCUGGGUGCAACUGCUAUCGGCAUCAUUCAAUCAAUCCUCGUCUUCUACGCAUGUUCUCGCGGCUUUGGCACAUCCCUCUCUUUACUAAAUGAACCCCGACUCAGUCAGAUCCAGACAUUAAUCGCUACAAGCGACGUUUUUGCACUGGUGGUAAUCUAUCUCUCGAAAUGCUGCGUCGUCGCUAUCUAUCUCCGUCUCACGCCUCAAAAACCGCAUAACUGGGCUUCGUGGGCAACACUCGCUUUGUGCACGGCGUGGCUUAUACCUGCUGUUUUUAUUUUGCUGGUUAAUUGUGAACUUAAUAGCCCGUGGAGGAUACAGGGUGGUCAGUGUCGGAAUUUGUACCAACGAUGGCAGUUCAUAGCUGCCGUCGAUGUGAUCACGGAAAUCAUCCUCUUCUCAUUAGCUGUCGCUCUUCUCAAAGGACUGUUCAUGUCUGCCAAACGCAAGCUAGGAAUAGGCUUUGCAUUUAUAUUCAGAUUUCCUCUAAUAGUAUUUUCCGUCCUUCAUAUCUCAGCCCUCCACUCCGCUCUCGCCGAUAACGACGUCACCCUGGCAGCCGUCGAGCCUACCCUCUGGCUACAGGUCGAACUGCACUACGCUCUUGUCGCGUGUAGCGUUUUCUGCCUUCGACCGUUCAUGGCUGCUGUGAGCACUAAUUAUGGGACUGCGGGCGACUCCAGCUUGGAGAGUAGUGCCUCCGCAUCACGAUCAAGAGGCACAAAACAGAGUUCCAAAUCCGGGUCUGGGUCUGGCUCAAAUGCAGAAUCUAGAUCUAGGUCUUUGUCUCGGGUUAGGAGGAAGAGAGCGGGGACAGCAACAGGGGCAUUGUUGAGGUCUGGGUCGAAAGAAAAGCUUUGUCAGGAUGGCUGUGAUAGGGGUGUGGGUGAUGAUGCGGGUCUGCUGAAGAAUUCUGCACGGAUGCAUGGUAUUGAGGGUACUGAGGGUGCUGAGGAUGUACGGGCACCUGUUCGGCGAUCUAUGUUCCCGCUUGGAGGCUCUAAGAAACCUGUCAAGGUUGAUAAAGGGAAAGCUGGCGUUCGGGAUCAAGGUGGUUCUGCUCUGGAGUUCGAGUCUGAUGCUUUGGAGCUUAUGCCUCAGUUACAUAGACAGUAUGCUCGCAAGGAUGAGGGGCCUGCUGAAGAUGAUCCGGAUAGGAUGGUUAUCCGGAAAGAGGUUCAGUAUUCUGUUCAGUUUGAACGAGGGGAGGGUUCGAAGCAGGUUUCGACUGAUGCGAUGGCUUAUGUGUAG
This is a messenger RNA of Penicillium odoratum, 1434 nucleotides long. RefSeq lists its product as uncharacterized. The record is from RefSeq and is a predicted model, not a curated record. Lineage: Eukaryota; Fungi; Ascomycota; Eurotiomycetes; Eurotiales; Aspergillaceae. Bases 1 to 1434 code for a protein of 477 amino acids. The transcript has 5 exons.